UGAACCAACUUGGCUUUGAACCGCUCUCCUCUCGGAUGGCGACUCAGGAUAGCGCGAUAGCUGGAGCCUCCAAAGACCUUCAAGAAGCGCUGUUUGUCCUGGAAAAGAGAACGGAGGAGCUUCGGAAGCUCAAGGACGAGCAUGUCCGAGCCAACGAGCGAAUCGAGCAGCAGAAAGAGUCCAUAGACCAGCUCGAGAAGGAGCUCAUGGAGGCGAUGGAAGAGCUACGUGACCUCAAGUCGCAGCGAUCAAACUCAACCAAGGACAACGCCAACACGCUCAAGAAAAAUGCGACCAUACAGGUGUCCGAGGAGGUCACCAUCCUGAGAGAGAAGCUUCAGCGCAGCGAGGCGCUGUGUCAACAGUUCAAGACGCAAGUGAUCGACACAGCGAUGGAAGCCAGUCGAAAGCACAAUGAUCAGCAGAGCCAGCUUCAAGGAAUCGAGUCUAUCCUCGAGAGCAUCAGGCGAGAGUACGACGAGUUUAUUCGAAUCACAAAGAUGGAGAACGACACUUAUCGAGCCAGUCAGCAGGCAGAGUACGAAAGCCUGCGACAGACCUUUGAGCAGCACAAAAUGAUCCAGUUCGAGGAGAAGAAGCGACUGAUGAUGGAGUAUCAGGGUCUUUUGUUGUCGAUGCAGGCCCAGUACGACGAAUACAGAACCACAGCAGAGUUCCUGUUCAACGGCGAGAUCUCCAAGCUGGAGGACGAGCUGUCCUCGCAGGCGGUGCGAUACGAACAAGAGAUCCUCUAUGUCAUUCAGGCCAAAGAGCGAUUUUACGCCGAGCUGAUGGUUUCCAAGGAUGCCAAGAUUCUCAGCCUGAUCGAGGGCAGCGACUUGCAGAGCUUGAUGCAGAAGCAUGAGAUGGACAUUGAGGCCCUGAGAAAAGAACAUGGGAGAGAGAUCGAACGGGUCAAGUCGGAUCAGGAGUCCGAGCAAAAGAACUUGAUCUCCCUCCUUCAGCGGCAAAACGUCUCUCUCGAAAGCAAGUGCACCAAGCUGCAGACAUAUGUCAAGACUCUGGAGGCGCGUGUCAAGGAGCUGGUCGCCACGGUGGAGCAAAAGAACAAGACCCUGAGCGAGCGGGAGGAGUUCCGAAUAUCGAUGGAGGCCGAGUACAUGAAAAAACUCAACGACGCCAACAACCGCAUCAACAUCCUCAGCCAAGAGAAGGAGCAUUUGCGUCACAAGGUGAUCCGACUCAACCUCAAUGCCAAAGGCGAGGGCGAGAACUCGAUUGAGAACAUGCUCAAGCGCAUCAGUCGGGAAACCACCGAAUUGCACAUGGACUUUGACGGUCUCAGCAACAAAUACGACGAUAUGUCGUCCAAAAACCAGAUCCUCGCCAAGAAACUACGAGACAGAGAGCUCUUUGUCGAGUACCUCGAGGGCGAACUGAAGCGGCGAACAGACGAGUAUGAAACCAUGACCAGAACCUUUGAGAGUUUCCUCGAGGGACGUGCGCGCCAGGCUCGCCGAGAUCGAGCGCGGUUGCUGCUGAAACGACAUGAGAUGAGCGAUGAGCAGGAGAAAAGGCCGCCCAAAGAGUCGACCAUGGUUUCGCUCAGCCUCAACACCCAAGGCGUGCUUCGGGCAAGGAUCCCUGAAGUCGGAGAUAAGGCUGACUACGAUUCUCAAGUUGAAUCGGUCGAAAGGAAGGCGGACAUCGAGCGCGGCUAUUCUUACCUCAAGCGAUUCAAGACCCUGUCGAAGGCAUUUGCCACAGGCGACUUUCGAAUCCUUCCCACAGGAGCACUGGUGCCGAAUUCGAACGUCGACCAGCUGGCGAGAGAAACUGGCCCGUGGCAAAAGAUCUCCUUGUAUUCUAAGCUGGACGAUGCAAACACAGCGCUCUCCAAGCUCUAUAAAGAACCACCGCCUGCUCAAUCGCGCAAACCAAUCAUGCCACAGAACGCAAGCGCCAUUUACAGCCAUGGUAGCUCAUCGGCGGCCAGCAGCAAGCCUUCAGACAAGAACGAGAACAUGAAGCUCUACCAGGAAAAGGCUCCUUCGACGACCUCCAAACGGCCCAAGACGGCAGACAAGAAGCAACAGGAGGACAACGACAUCAUGAUCAUCGGCGGCGCAGCGCACUGAACAUCGAGGUCGGGCCCUCUGAGCGAUCAGGCCGAGCACUGCUCCGAGUAAAGUGGGAUGAAUAUGGAGAAGCGUGUUGGGCAUGGAGAAUUGCAUCUGCACAUGAGCGAACGUAGAGCGAGAAACAGAGCCGCACAUAUCCACGUUUCAUGUGGUCGAUGUCCG
This is a messenger RNA of Polychytrium aggregatum, 2264 nucleotides long. RefSeq lists its product as uncharacterized. The coding region runs from base 36 to 2099 and encodes 687 amino acids. NCBI's taxonomy places the organism in Eukaryota, Fungi, Chytridiomycota, Chytridiomycetes, Polychytriales. The record is from RefSeq and is a predicted model, not a curated record. The transcript is spliced from 16 exons.